GCCCUUCAUUGCACCAUUCACAUACAUGUCUAGCAAAGCAGUCAAACCGAACAAACUCGUAUUCAAAGGCGAUAAAGAUAAAAAGAAGAAAAAGAGAAAACAUCAUCACGAUAGUGACGCUCGCAAUGACGCCGACGCCCUUAACAACGAAGGAUGGGUGAGAGCGGAUUCACUGGACGAUCUGGUAGGACCUUUAUUCAUUACCCAUCCGAGUGAUCCACCUAUUUGUAUAACAACGGACAAAGAGAACCGAUUGCUGGCCUACCCAUUACCAGAACUCGCCGAAAACACGAAACCCGAACCAGUGAUUGUGGAGCAGGUUAUUGUAGGUGCCCGACUGGUGGGGACUACCAAUUCGUUCACGUUCAAAUCGUGCACUGGCAAGUAUCUCGGCAGCGACAAGUUUGGCGUAGUGACGUGCGAUAGCGAAGCGAUCAGUGGACAAGAAGAAUGGAAUCCCGCCAUCACCGAAGCAGGCAUUGCUUUCCAGAAUGUCCAUGGAAAAUAUCUGAUGGUGGAUGAAAUCGCCAACGGAGGCUUCAAAAUUCGAGCAGAUGCCGAAGAAGUCGGGUUCUGUGAAGCCUUUCGCGUGUAUUGCCAAGCACGAUUUAAGCAUAAAAAUAAGAGCGAAAAGAAGAAGGCGCUGCCGGCGGGGGCGGCCGAGAUCGAUAAUAUACGAAAAUAUCAAUCAUGGGGUGCAGGACGGAUUCACACUACCAAAGAAGACGAGCGUGAACUGAAAAGGGCAAGGCAAGAAGGCCGCGCCGCAGAAGCCAUGCUUGAUCGUCGUGCAAAGGUGAAGGCUGAUCGAUACUGUAAAUAAAAUUUUGAAACAAGACAUGUACAUCACACAUCAUGUUGAUCUGUAUACAAAACUUGUUUAUUUCUUUUUGAUCCACACCCCCUGCUCAUCCACAAAUCGGGCCAGAC
Radiomyces spectabilis is the source of this 930-nucleotide messenger RNA. RefSeq names its product FRG1-like family-domain-containing protein. The record is from RefSeq and is a predicted model, not a curated record. Gene Ontology annotation, molecular function: actin filament binding. Lineage: Eukaryota; Fungi; Mucoromycota; Mucoromycetes; Mucorales; Radiomycetaceae. Bases 26 to 823 code for a protein of 265 amino acids. The transcript has 5 exons. Gene Ontology annotation, cellular component: striated muscle dense body; nucleolus; catalytic step 2 spliceosome.